AUGCCUUACACUGGCGAAUGUGGUUACUACUUUCCUAAACUCGACUAUGUUUCCUCAGACUCCGGUCCAGAGUCAAUGCCAAGUCGUCAGCGUCCCAUCACACCACCCUGUCUCUUCCGACAGGCGCCACGCUCGUCUAGCCGACGAAUGCGCUCUCCACCUCCACCAAAGCACACACGGCAUCUGCUAAUACACAAUGACAGAGCCAGAGAAAGCGUCAGAGCGACUGUUCGAGAGCUCCAGCUUCAGCGUGAAUAUGCUACGGAUGCGCUGGAUGAAUAUUUCAACGAAGACGAACAAAGCUCUGAAUCCUUGUGCCAGUUGAUAAAGUAUCAAGGCAAAUUCUCUUCGCAGGCUGAAACACUGAGUCAGCAAGAUCACCUGGACACUUCCAAUGAGUCAUCUCCACGACAGAAGCCCUGCAGCCUCCGUUUCGGGAAGAUUCUGACAUAUCGUGCUGACGAAGGCUACGGCUGCCAAGCUCGCGAGGCAAGCAGCGACGACUGCGAUAGCGAUGAGUUCGCCGCACAAACCGAGUGGUACAUGGCUGCCCGGCGCAUCCCUCCUCCUCCUUGUAAGAGGGAGAAGUAUUACUCAAGCGAACCUAGCGAUGACGAGCUUGGCUGCACGAAUUGA
This is a messenger RNA of Lithohypha guttulata, 636 nucleotides long. RefSeq lists its product as uncharacterized. The record is from RefSeq and is a predicted model, not a curated record. Lineage: Eukaryota; Fungi; Ascomycota; Eurotiomycetes; Chaetothyriales; Trichomeriaceae. The transcript has a single exon. The coding region runs from base 1 to 636 and encodes 211 amino acids.